GAGCCUAUAUAACUCAUUGGGGGUGAGUUUUCUUGGGACAAGAGAGGUUCUCAUUAAACAAUGAAACUGAUCAAUCUUAGACCGCCUAUACAGCCAUGCACAGUCACACCCAAGAGUCAAGUGCCAAUCAGGUGCUGCACUAUCACUCAACCAGCUAAGCUCAUCAAUAACAACAGUUACUUGAGUAUGGAGACGAAAGCUCCCAAACACUGGGAACGCUUGUUUCUCGAGUCGGGUACCGAUAACUCGGCUUUCUCGCCGGUCAGGCUCAACAAGAGGUGGAUGGAGUAUCAAGGUGUGAAGAAUUGGGAGGGCUUGCUCGACCCUCUCGACGAUUGUUUACGCUGCGAGAUUAUCCGGUACGGCCAUUUUGUCGAGGCCGCUUACCGGUCGUUCGAUUUCGACCCCUCGUCGGCAACCUACGCCACUUGUCUUCACCCAAGAAGCACACUGCUAGACCGGUCCGGGUAUCCGGACACCGGUUACCGGCUUACGAAGAAUCUACGUGCCACGUCGGGCAUUCAGCUGCCACGGUGGAGUGAAAAGGCGCUGAGCUGGGUGGGUACACAGUCCAGCUGGAUUGGUUACGUGGCGGUGUGUCAGGACAAGGAGGAGAUUGCGAGGCUUGGUCGGCGUGACGUGGUGAUCGCAUUCCGGGGCACUGCCACGUGCCUCGAGUGGCUUGAAAACCUGCGCGCCACCCUCACCGGGCUCCCCAAUGGCGGUUCGGAUACCGGGCCACAGUGUUGCCGGCCAAUGGUGGAAAGUGGAUUCUUGAGUUUAUACACUUCCGCCUCACCAACAUGCCCUAGUUUACAAGAUUCAGUGAGAGAAGAGAUUUCCAGGCUUCUUCAAUCAUAUGGUGAUGAACCCUUGAGCUUGACCAUCACCGGCCACAGCCUCGGCGCAGCCCUCGCCACGCUGGCCGCCUACGACAUCAAAACCACCUUCAAACGCCGCGCCCCGCUCGUUACCGUCAUGUCCUUCGGAGGUCCACGUGUCGGCAACCGGAGCUUCCGUCGCCAUCUAGAAAAACAAGGCACAAAAAUCUUACGUAUAGUAAAUUCAGAUGAUCUCAUAACAAAAGUACCGGGUUUCGUAGUCGAUGAAGAUGAUGACGAAAAAAUGAUCAACAACCCAAAAGUCCAUAUGGUUAAUUUUCCUAAUCUUCCCUCAAGUUGGAUCCAAAAACGGGUCGAAGACACCCAAUGGGUUUACGCCGACGUCGGGAGAGAGCUCCGGCUGAGUAGCCGGGACUCGCCUCACCUCUCCGGGAUCAACAUUGCCACGUGUCACGAUCUCAAGACGUAUUUACACUUGGUGAAUGGGUUUGUGAGCUCAACGUGUCCGUUUAAGGCCACAGUGAGAAAGAUGAUGAAUAAGAAGACGACUUUGGUUUAGUCUAAAUUAAUCCAAAUGACUGUCUAAUUGACAAAAGCAUGUGUCCGUGCAAAUUAUACGGACUCACACAGUACAUCUAUAUAUGCACAUAGUCUAACAUUUCCCACCAUUCCAGGGUGGGCAAACCCACGUUGAUUCUCCUGAUUUACAGGCUAGCAUACGUGAUAUGUGUAAAUAUAUAAAAAGUAUAGAGGCGCAGGUUAUAGUGUUUUUGGGUCAGCUUAAAAAGGCAGACUCUGUUUUAUUUUGUAAAGGUAAUGUUUUAAGUAAGGUAAUUGCUCUUAUUUGAGGUCUGUAAUUACACGAAAUGCCAUCACAUCACCGACCGCUUCGUGAGCACCCAGAACUGUAUAAUCACAUGCAGCUACUACUUUGUUGUUCUCAACAAAUCGUCCGCCGUCCAUACCGAACUAUUGGCUCGGUUUAUCUUGA
Messenger RNA from Cornus florida, 1833 nucleotides. Its product is annotated as phospholipase A(1) DAD1, chloroplastic. Bases 61 to 1401 code for a protein of 446 amino acids. Gene Ontology annotation, biological process: lipid metabolic process. Lineage: Eukaryota; Viridiplantae; Streptophyta; Magnoliopsida; Cornales; Cornaceae. Gene Ontology annotation, molecular function: glycerophospholipase activity. The record is from RefSeq and is a predicted model, not a curated record. The transcript has a single exon.